Neurospora hispaniola is the source of this 1202-nucleotide messenger RNA. RefSeq lists its product as uncharacterized. The transcript is spliced from 2 exons. Gene Ontology annotation, biological process: formation of translation preinitiation complex. Bases 110 to 763 code for a protein of 217 amino acids. Lineage: Eukaryota; Fungi; Ascomycota; Sordariomycetes; Sordariales; Sordariaceae. Gene Ontology annotation, molecular function: RNA binding. The record is from RefSeq and is a predicted model, not a curated record.
GCUUGACGGUCCUUACAUCGAGACUCGCCAAAACGACGACCAAGAAUUCCACACAUACAGAUAAAAACAUAUAAUUUUACAAGGUCGCAAAGUCGCAAAUACCGCCACAAUGUUCAAGAAGGACAUUACCCCCUCACCCAAACAGAAGCUCAAAUCCUCGAUCCAGCGCAACCUGCGCCAGUCGCUGCUGACCACCUACCCGCUCCUGACCCCUCACAUCGACGACAUCAUCCCUAAGAAGGCCUCGCUCGAGCAGAUCAAGCUUCCCGACCGCGUGUCGCUGUACGUCAUUGACGGAACCACCCCGCUCUUCUUCCAGGCCGACACGCCCUCGCAACAAAACACCAUUGUGCCCCACCUCAAGCUCGUCCACCGCUUCCCGCAAUGCUUCCCCACCAUCAGGAUAGACCGCGGCGCCAUCCGCUUCGUUUUGAGUGGCGCCACCCUGAUGGCCCCCGGCCUGACGAGCAAGGGCGGGCGCCUGCCGCAGCCGCAUGAGAGGCCGCCGAGGGAGAAGAGCGCUGCCGAGGCCGAGAACGACGAGAUCGAGGUGCCCAAUGAGGGCGCUGAUGAGGAAGGACACUGGAGUCGCGAGCUGGAGAAGGGCGAGCCUGUUGUCGUCCUGGCUGAGGGCAAGGAGGAGGCUUGCGCCGUUGGAGUGCUGGUUGCGGGGACUAAGGAGAUCAAGGAGAAGGGCAAGGGCCCGGUGAUCGAGGAGGCGCAUUUCCUUGGUGAUGGUCUUUGGAGGAUGGCGCUGGAUUAAAUAAUACAUGGAGGGUGUUUGCGAUGGAGAACAGAAAAAAUGUUGAAUGUGGGGAGGAAGGGGGUUUCCCACCACCUACAAAGCGUUUUUGGAGCCGGGCAUAAGAAGCAGCAUGGUUUUCUUGAGUUAAUACAGUUGACAUUUGAUUAGGUGAAGGGUUUGUCUUUUCUCCCGGGUCUAUGUAUUUUAUGCUCUGUUUCCCGUCUGGUCUGUUUUGCUGUUAGUGCGUAAGUGGAUUUCAAGGCCAUGGUGGCCGUGUUUGCUACACUUCGGGGAGCUGAUCAAUCAUCAAUAGUCGAUACCAUUACUGAGGUCAGGAAAGAGCAAGCGCUUUGUCUUGACUUGACUAAUGCACCUCGGCUGUAUACCAGUUUUUCUUUGUCUUGUGUUUCUUAGCAGUCCCCCGAUGUUCCCACCUUAUCCUCCCGAGUCUUGUAAU